AUCUAGCCCGCUAGCCAAAUAGGUUAUUCUCUGCACAAGGAUCUAGGCUAGCAGGCCGCGCACUCAGUCCAGACAAGCCUGCUAUGCGGGCCGGUGGCAGGGGUCGCUGUAAACGGACUUGACAAAUGCAUUCAUUGCAAAGAGUACUUUAGGACUUACGUAGCACUGGAAACAGGUAGCAGCCUUCACGUACUGGAAAUUCCCACCGCCCGGCUGGGUUCGCUGCGCAAGUAUUGUCCCUACUGCGUUGCCUACGAACUGAUAAACCUUAAUUGGCAUUAGGGUCAUCGCAGCCACUGGCACGCCCGCAGCGCUCGAGUUGUCAUCGAGGUGCACUCGCGGCCAGGGUAGCCGGAAGCACAGCCGGCCCGCACAUACUUGACAACCUCGGUGCAACGGCGUAAAGUCUACACCGCAACAUGGUGCAUGUGCCAUUUUUCGGCAUCGACCUGCCGGAGCCCCGGCUCGCGGCGGUCAUGCCCGACGCCGUGUACGCGCUGGUGCAGGGCACUCACAAGCUGGGCGAGUACGCGCACGACCUGGUCUUCCCGCCCACCCCCGAGGAUCUGCGCAAGCUGGAGCAGCAGGUGAACGCCACGAUACCGCGCGAGUUUGACCGCGUGCGGCAGCGCUACGCGGAGGGCAAGAUAGCCAACGACGAGCAGCUGUCCAGCGAGCUGGAGGACGCGUCCUUCAACUGGUACCGCCGGCAGCUGCGCACCAGCGUGGUGGGCGCCACGGACGAGGAGCUGGAGGAUGUGGCGGUUCGCAAGCUGCGGCUGGAGCCGCCGGCGCUGCAGGCCUCGCUGCAGGAGCGCGCGCUGGCGGCGGCGGUGACGGCGGCGGGCGGCGUGGACCUGGCGGCGGAGGUGGCGGACGCGGCGGCGCUGGCGGCGCUGGCGGAGCAGGAGGCGGAGACACGGCGGCUGCUGGCGGCGCGGCAGGCGCGGCUGGCGGACCUGCGCAAGCAGCUUCGGCCGGCGCACCGCCAGGCCAUUGGCACCAUCACCAACGCCAGCGCGGGCAUGCUGGUCGGCGUGCUGGUAGUCAAGUCGGUGCUGACGCUGGUGCGGCGGCUGUUCCGGAAGAAGCGGCCGGCGGGCGCCAAGGCGCCGGCGGGCGCGGCGGCGCGGCGGCAGGGCUCGGUGCAGAGCUCGGCGGCUCAGCUCCAGUCGCUGGCGGCGCCGGCGGCGCGGCAGCAGCAGCAGUCCGCGGCGGCGGCCCUCGCGUCGGCGCAGCAGGCGGCGAUGCGGCCGCAGGCCGGCGCGUCGGCAUCGGCGGCGGCAGCAGCGAGCGGCAAGGCAGCAGCCAGCAAGGAGCAACCGAAGGCUGGAGCAGCGGCGGCUGCGGCAGACGCUGGGGCAAAGAAAACGAGGAUUGUGAAGAAGCGGUGAUGAGGGGUGGCGUGGCAGCGGUCUGCAAAUCGGCUUGUAAGAAGGACUAGAUAGUGCACGCGGCCUCAAGUGCUUCCGGAUGUCAUGCACAGAUUUCGUACAGAACCCUUAAACCUCGCAGGAGCUUUCGUGGGUGGCAUGCAAACUCCUGCAAUUGCCAGAGCUGUCAUGCGGAUCGUUGCAAGGCGCUGCUGUAUAGAUUAAAAUUGAGGUGGCUCAGUUGACAUGACUCUGCGGCGGCAGUUCAUAGGCGUCGCCGGGUAUGAACGUGAAUGCGACAUUACAAGAAGGGACAGGGCCGCCGGUAUGGUAGCCAGCCUACUGUGCGAAGGAUCGGUACGGUACGGUUUCGUAAGUGCGGCCUCCGGCCACCCUGCCACCUCUGUAGGCCUGACGGUCGACAGGCAGCCAUGCUUAGUGUGCAUACAUUUCUGCUUGAAUACUAAGAGGGUUUGGGAAGUCGGUUUGCCCGCGAGCAGCAAUUGCGGAUUCUUCCACCCGCACUCUCAGAGCCUUCGAUUACUUGGCUGCUGCGCUUAUGCGCUGGCAGCUCCACAGCAUCCCACCGUCAGGGCAGCCCUUCCCGUGUAGGCGUCAUGGGCAACCUGCGGACAAGCAUCAGCGGGGAUCCGGAAGAAUGAUGGGGAGGGGGCUGUGAUCAAAGAAACGGCGUGGAGGAUCCCGUCGUUCUCACGGUA
Messenger RNA from Chlamydomonas reinhardtii, 2092 nucleotides. RefSeq lists its product as uncharacterized. The record is from RefSeq and is a predicted model, not a curated record. Lineage: Eukaryota; Viridiplantae; Chlorophyta; Chlorophyceae; Chlamydomonadales; Chlamydomonadaceae. The coding region runs from base 420 to 1394 and encodes 324 amino acids. The transcript has a single exon.